UACUUAAAAUAUGAUGGACGGAAAUUUCAAGCAGAGGUACAUUUGGCGGACUUCGCUCACUCUCGCAAGGCGGAGACAGGAAAAACUCAACGUUCCCUUUACGACUUCUGUCCAGUGUCCAUUUCCAAAAACUAACAUUCUCGAAGAGUUCAUUUGUAGAGAGAAUAAUGGCGAGCAAACGUGAAGAUGAUCACAAUGAACCAGUAAAUGAACAAGCGGUUGCAAAUAAGUAUGCUACUAUGAGGUCUGAACUGAACCAAAUUUACUCAAAAAUCACUGAACUAGAGAUGGAAGUGAGUGAGCACUCAUUGGUCAUGAAUGCUAUUCAGCCGCUUGACCCAUCUAGGCGUUGCUAUCGGAUGAUUGGUGGUGUUCUAGUGGAGAGAACCAUCAGAGAGGUGUUGCCUGCUGUCCAUCGGAACAAAGAGGGGCUUGAGGAGGUUAUAUCUAGGCUCAAUGAAGCCUUGGAAAAGAAGAAAAAGGAAAUUGCUGAUUUUGAGACCCAGUACAAAAUUAGGAUAAGAAAGUCUGAUGGGGAGACGAAGGAUGAAAAUGGACGAAAGGAAGGUUCUUCUCAAGGAGUCCUGGUCGGCCCUGCAAGUGGAAGCGAAUGAUGGGUCUUGCAUCUCUUCCCACUUUAUUUUCUCGAACUAGAUACAUAAAUUUUCCUCGAGUUUUGUACUGGACAUUAAAGUUUAGGGUCUUUGGUUAAUCAGGGCUGAUAGUAGACUGUAAACUCUACCAAUAUUGCUGAAUGUGAGUUUGUGUUCGUUUUUUGUGUGAAAAA
Molecule: messenger RNA, 787 nt
Organism: Carya illinoinensis
Lineage: Eukaryota; Viridiplantae; Streptophyta; Magnoliopsida; Fagales; Juglandaceae
Product: probable prefoldin subunit 2
Exons: 2
Coding region: 168-614 (148 amino acids)
Biological process (GO): protein folding
Cellular component (GO): prefoldin complex; cytoplasm
Molecular function (GO): protein folding chaperone
Source: RefSeq, a predicted model, not a curated record